AUGGAGGGCACGCCUCCACAAGCAAUUCUUCUAAUCCGCCAGGCAAACACCCUUGCCGCUGCAAACCACCACCGCCCCGCCGCCUUCUUCUUCUCCACCGCCUCCUCUGUCCGAGGCAUCAGCCCUCGCGUGCAGGCCCGUGCCCUAUACUCCUCCGCACGCCACCUCUAUCUCUACCUCGCCGCCGCCACACACGACCAACUCCGCCUCCACGAAGAACCCGACAGCACCCGGGCGAUUCAGCACCUCCGCAAAUGCCUCCUUCUCACCCGCAGCAUCCCGGAUGUCGCCAAGCUACCCCUCUCCGCCUUCGCCUUGCUGGAGAACAUCUACACCUUCAUCGAGGAUCACAACGCCGCACACCGCGAAAUCAAAGCCGCCAUCCAACAUCUCCUCUCGCUCGUCGCCCUGCAGCCGCGGCUAGUUGCCCACUGGUGGGCCUACUUCCAAUGCUGCGCAAUUGCAAAUGCUGUCGCUAGGCGCAUCUCGUCCCCGACUAUCAUGCACAUGGCCGGGGACGCCGCACAUGAGUGCGCCAAUCAUGGAGAUAAGACCGCUGCGGUCGCGUUCAACCUCACUCAAUGUCACAUUGCACUUUCCAGUCCAAGCCCGAACGUUUGCGACCUGGACCCCAUGCUUAGCGAUGCAUACACCAAUUUGCAGGCUUUGUCUCGCAAUCCCAACCCCACCAUAUCAACAAGAGCCGAUCUCGUCUAUCUGGCCCUGUGCUACUUUGUCAUGCUCGGUUGCCAGCACUUGCGAACGGGUGACCUUGCCGGUGCUCACAAGAUGGCUAUCAAGGGUCUGCGCAAGUUUUACGGCAAGCUUCGAAACCUGCAGAAAGAAAAUCACCACAAGAGCGGUGUCUGGACGUGGCUCCCGUCCCCAAUGCUUAGUGCUCUCACCUGUCAUAUCAUCAUAGCCACCAACCCAGUCGAUGAGGAGAAGCGCCGCUCCAACUACUCUCUCACCGCUCUUGGCAAACUCGGCAUACAUCCGGACGCCAUUCAAUCUUUUGAUCCUUCCUCACUGCGAGUUCCGGGCGUACCACCGAGGACACCUGCACUCUUGGCCACAGCUCUUUUCGAAGCUGCCGCACGUAUUAGGUUAACGUCGGUUGAUCUCGGCGAGGCCGCCCCUCUAAUAUCUGCUGCUUUGAAGACAGCCUUUUCAGAUCAGCAAUCAAGAACCGAAAUAAAGCGCAUUGAAAGCGGGCACGCUGCUCACUUUGACAAUAUUCUUCCACCGGAAUUGCCCGUGUCCCAGGUUGUAUCGAGAUGCGCAGUUUUGCUUUUGGCCGCCGAAUUUUACAGCCUGCGUGGCAAGCUUUCAUCAGCUAUGAUUUCUCGAGAGUUUCUUGAUCUCGUUCUUUCUUCAGAACGCUUCAAGGACCGCGAUGGAAAUAGCAUUGUAUCCGACACAUGGCAGAUCGCACAGUCGUUGUCUUCACUCCUGAGUGGGAAUCUCCGACCAGAAGGUAUUGCGCCAGACAUGCCGGUGGGAAUGGAUGCGAUCGAGGCAGCGCAGAGAAAGGGGCUAGAUACGAGAUUCGGAAACAGGCGAGUCCUUGGGAUGGCAUGGUUCGCCAUCGCUGUUCAUCAGAUGCGAAACCAUGACGUGCUAGAUUCUGAAAAGGCACUGCGAAUUGUUCUUAAAAUUGUACACGAACCUGAGGGAGACAACAACCAAGUCGUGGCAAAUGUAUGGGCCAUAAUGAGUGGACUUACACUCAACCGCGGAACAAUAGGGCAUGAAACACAGGGCAUGAUCAACUCCGCCAUCAAUAUGUCAAGCUCCAUUAAUGACUCUCUCACACUCUCUCGCUCCCUAAGACAACAGAGAAAAUGGUUGAGCCGCAUUUCGAAUGACCCCGCCGAGAACAGAGCUGCUGCUGAGGCUCUGGGGCAACAAUAUCAAGAAUUGAAGAGGAAGCAGAGAGACGGGACUCUUCUUCUACUUGCUGACUCGUCAUGAAAGUCAGCAGACAGAGGACAGCUGAACAAGGAUAUUCGACAAAUAUCUGAAGAAACGGGAAUUGAGAUUGAUCAGACCAUACAUUGCAACGCGAGAGAAGACAGUUAGGCGUACAAGAUGGGUAGGCACUGCUUAGCCCUUUGUUCAAUCUCUAAAUCCCCGCUAUAUCUAAACCGAAGGAAUCCGGCAAAUCUCAACAGAUGGUGGCAGAAUCGCGGACAAGUUUCGCAUAGACAUCGGACAGAGGCUUGAACAGGCGGCUUCUAAAUUGGGAGAAUAUUGCAACGAGCGCAAGGAGUGCGAGACCAUGAUUUGCUGCCAUGCUUAGCUUGUUGGGUGCAAAAGAGACUACUUCAACCUGAGAGUUGUAUGAGCUUUGGCGAUUUGGGUUUGUUCACCUCAACAACCUAAGCAGGAUUUCGUCUGUCGCGCCAUCUCCACAACUCUUGUGUCGAAACAGCUUGAGCUGUGCGGAAGGGAGUUCUGAUUUCAAAUGGAUCUCAAACAUCGGGUCAUUUUUCAAGCAUUCCCAGUGCGACGUCUUCGCACUCAAAAGUAGAGAUCGAUUUCCACGGUUUUCCAUGAAUCAGCAACUGAUCAGACUUACCGAGAUCUAUUUGUUAGAAGACACCAUAGAAGGGGCGUGUGGAUAGUUGGCCUCCACAUGCAGGUGUCCUCCUGAAGUCAAGUUUAAUCUGAGAUUUUAACAUAUCGAAGUGAGUCUGACGCAAGCAAGGCGAACAAAAUUCAGACUCUGCUCGGACAAAACGGUAUUGUAUUCCGCAGUCACACAAUUCACUCCAAUUCAAGCCUAAUGUAUCCACAUCCAAGGACGAAGUAGGACUACGUCUCGCCGCAUUCUUUUUUCGCCGCGGUCAGUAGAGUUGUGAAGGCAUGGUCCGACAUGGAUCCAAAAUUUCCCAUCUUGCGAUAUUUUCUGGAGAUCACUGGUGAUGAAACACCGGCAGCAAACCUUGCCAUUAAAAGAGCGUUAUCCUUUGGGAUUGCCGCUUGUUGUAUGA
Chondrus crispus (carragheen) is the source of this 2996-nucleotide messenger RNA. RefSeq lists its product as hypothetical. The transcript is spliced from 2 exons. NCBI's taxonomy places the organism in Eukaryota, Rhodophyta, Florideophyceae, Gigartinales, Gigartinaceae. The record is from RefSeq and is a predicted model, not a curated record. Bases 1 to 1974 code for a protein of 657 amino acids.